This is a messenger RNA of Neurospora hispaniola, 1378 nucleotides long. RefSeq lists its product as uncharacterized. The transcript is spliced from 3 exons. NCBI's taxonomy places the organism in Eukaryota, Fungi, Ascomycota, Sordariomycetes, Sordariales, Sordariaceae. Bases 389 to 1378 code for a protein of 329 amino acids. The record is from RefSeq and is a predicted model, not a curated record.
CCCGGGACCCUGCCGACACCUACCUACCUACCGGUUGAUGAUCAACAAAAACCUUUACAUCAACAAGUUUGGUUCUUCUGCGCUUGUCGUUUGUUGCCAAGUCCGCAAGAUAAAUAUUGGCAAUCGAGAUCCUGCAAAGUUUUCUUUUUUGUUUUUUUUUUUUCUUUUUGAACCAUCUAUCCCGAACCAUCAUCGAUCGUCUGACCUUUCCCAACGCAUCUAUCCGUCCAUUUUCGCUCGAAAUCCACAUCCAGAAAGAACAACAACACCAACACCACCCUAAAAAUUUCCUAUUUCAGACAUCUCCAUCCAUCUAUCGCAUACCACACACAACACCCACCAGAGCCACGACGCUCCAUACUAGCCAGACAGAAACAAAUCCCCAAGAAUGUCAGCCCAACAACCAACCGAACGCCCUCAACCCCCCAAAUCCGAAGGCUACCGACACGGCACCGCCCAAGGGAACAUAACCCCAUCCUCCAAUUUGAAGCCCACCAUCACCAUGUCCAUGUCCAUCAACAGGCUACCCCCUCCCCGUCCCCCCCGCGGCCCAAUCCGCAUGCUCUCCGAACACGCCGUCUCCGACACCCCGCUUACCUCGGACCCCUACGGCACUCCCUCCGCCGCUUCCGGAGGAGACUACCUCUCCUACCGCCGCCCCACCAACGCACAAUCCCAGCUCCCCACCGCCGAACUACGCAGUAACCUCGCUGCCACUGCCGCCACCGCCGCAAUGGGCGCAAGCGGUGCCGGCGCCUGGGGCUCCUCGCGCGGAAUCAUUGGUGGGUCUGGGCCCGCGAAUCCUCGAGAGGCAAGGGAGACGCAGUACGUUUCUGCUUCAAGUUUGUCUGCUGCUGGGUCAAGGAAUAAUAGUAGCACGGCGUUGAGCGGGAUGGUGGGUUCCUCAAGGGGUCAUCCACUGGCUAGGGAGAACUUGCAGCAGAGCGAAGCCAAAACGGAAGGAGAACAGAUGGCGCCGUAUGGAGAAGGGGAGGUGGCGCGUGCUGUGGAGGGGCAGGCAAGGAAGAGGAAUACCAAGAGGCGGGAGUCGAUGGCGCAGGGGAAAAAGCCGAACUUGAGUUUGGCGCAAUUGGGAGAAGGAGAGGGAGAAGGACAGGGAGAGGGAGAGGGAGAGGGAGAGAGUGAUCACCAUGGAAGAAGAGAAAGGAUGGGGAGCGCGAGUCAGAGGGAGGCUAGUGGUGAGAGGCAUGGACGGGUGAGGGGGGAGGUCAGUUUGGAGCCUUCGGAGGCGGAUCUGGAGAGAAAAAAGAUGCAGCAGUCUUGGAAGAGAGAGGAGAUCAAGCAGGCUAGAAAAGCAGGAAAGGAUGUCGACGGGACGAGCGGGUUGAGUGGAAGACAGCCUAGGCCUGAAGUAUAA